AUGGGUCGUAUGGCAUCAUUCAAGGUGGCACCAACGUCACGCCUGUCGCAGGCGAUGAGCAAGUUGAGCAUGAAGAAGCUGCAACAGGCUGUUGAGGAGAAAUCCAUGGAAGAUGAAGGUAUGGAUGGGAAUCUGUUUUUGCUGAAGUUUCUCUUGCUGCGUUUCUGUUUGGCUGAUGAGUGCUGUUCAGAAAUGGAGCUGAUGAAGGAAAAGUACACGAAGCUGCUCCUUGGGGAGGACAUGUCAGGGGGCGGCAAGGGUGUCUGCACUGCUGUGGCCAUCUCCAAUGCCAUCACCAACCUAUAUGCAACUGUGUUUGGGACCUGUCACAGAUUGCAGUCACUGUCUCCUGAGAAGAAAUCAAAGUGGAACCGGGAGAUGGAUUGCCUCCUCUCCAUUUGCGAAUACAUUGUAGAAUUCGCCCCGAUAGUCCAGGCCAGACCUGAUGGAAGCACCCACGAUGUGAUGGCAACCUCACCGCGAUCAGACAUUCUGAUGAACCUUCCUGCACUUGAAAAGCUAGAAACCAUGCUCCUUGGUAUAUUGGACAGCUUCGACAAGGCAGAGUUCUGGUAUGAAGACCAGAGGAAGCAGUCCUUCAACGAAACCAAGAAGUCGUUCAAACGUAAUGAGGAUAAGUGGUGGUUACCUGAGCCGUGUGUGCCAGAAUCAGGUCUGUCCGAUUCUGUGCACCGUGAGCUGCAGCACAAGAGGGACCAAGCUAGCCAGAUCCACAAGAUGGCCAUGGAGAUCAACAAUGCUAUCCUCUCUGAAAUGCAAAUCCCGUUGUCAUACAUAGAAACGCUUCCAAAGACAGGGAAAGUCGGGACAGGUGAUGUCAUAUACCGGUACAUGUCUUCAGGGGAUCAGUUUUCACCAGAUCACCUCCUUGACUUCCUAAACUUGACCUCCGAACAUGAGGCACUUGAGAUCGCAGACCGUGUCGAGGCUGCUAUGUAUGUCUGGAGAAGGAAAGCAAAUAUGACCCACGUGGUGACAAAAUGGGAGAAUGUUACCGAGCUGAAUGCUGAUGGGGACAAGAAUUUGAUCCUAGCAAGCAGGGCCAGGGGCCUGCUGCUCUGCUUGAAACAAAGGUUUCCGGGCCUGUCCCAGACUACCCUGGACACAAGCAAGAUUCAGUACAAUAAGGAUAUUGGACAGGCAAUACUUGAAAGCUACUCAAGGGUGCUGGAAAGUUUGGCCUACAAUAUUGUCUCAUGGAUAGACGAUGUUCUCCUUGCAGACGAAAAUGCAAAGCAAGGGAACAACACCAGAAUACAGAAGCAGGUGUUCAGCCAGGUCUCUCCUCAGCGAUGAGGAUGAUGAAAACACAAACAGAUAACAAAUGAACUGAUUCUUUGGCUCCAUAGAAUUCUUUAUGGUUGGCGUCAAGACUUUACUGAGUGGUGUCUGUGUGUGUGUCAUUGUUUUUGGGAGAUGGAUUGAUGUCAUGAUGUGUGUAAUUAUAUAUGACAGCUUCA
This is a messenger RNA of Lolium rigidum, 1481 nucleotides long. Its product is annotated as rop guanine nucleotide exchange factor 3-like. NCBI's taxonomy places the organism in Eukaryota, Viridiplantae, Streptophyta, Magnoliopsida, Poales, Poaceae. The record is from RefSeq and is a predicted model, not a curated record. The transcript is spliced from 6 exons. Gene Ontology annotation, molecular function: guanyl-nucleotide exchange factor activity. Bases 1 to 1317 code for a protein of 438 amino acids.